CCGGGGGGGCCAAGGAAGUAUUUAUACAGUCGGGUUAGCAGCGGCACUGUCAGUGCCGUACGCCUGCUCGUAGUACGUACUAACCGUCGGAAUGUCCAAAACCAUCAAGAAAAUCAUCAGCACCGACAAGGCUGCAGCGCCCAUUUCGGCCUACAGCCAAGCAAUUUGUGUGAACAAUAUGGUGUAUGUAGCUGGUACUGUGGGAUUUGAUAAAAACACCAAUAAGGCUGCAGAAGGUGGAGUGGUGGGUCAAGCAAGAAAGUGUUUUGAAAAUCUUAGAGGCAUUCUUGAAGCAGCUGGUUCAUCACUCAACAAUGUUGUGAAAGUCACAAUUCUACUUCAUGACGUAAGUGAUUUCCAAGCAGUGAAUGAAGUUUACAAAGAAUUUUUUAAGGAGCCAUAUCCUGCCCGUAUAUCAUUUCAAGCUGGAAAGUUACCAUUGGGUUUAAAAGUGGAGAUUGAUGCAAUUGCAGUGAUAGGAGAAGUCCAGACCAUUCAGUGAUUAACUUAAUGUUAAUAAUUUUUGUACAAUAAAUGAAAUAAAGAUUUUUUUAAUUUUCUUUUUAUAUAAAAACAA
Messenger RNA from Schistocerca serialis cubense, 577 nucleotides. RefSeq names its product 2-iminobutanoate/2-iminopropanoate deaminase-like. The transcript has 5 exons. The record is from RefSeq and is a predicted model, not a curated record. Bases 92 to 502 code for a protein of 136 amino acids. Gene Ontology annotation, cellular component: cytosol. NCBI's taxonomy places the organism in Eukaryota, Metazoa, Arthropoda, Insecta, Orthoptera, Acrididae. Gene Ontology annotation, molecular function: deaminase activity.